UUGAAGUCUAAAGCAUACAACAUGCCAGAUCAAUGGCCAGUUCUACAUGUUUCUGAAUUUUACUAUACUCUGAAGUGCAGAAUGUAUAAUGGACAGAUCUGAAAUUCGCCUGAGUGACCUGCUCAGUGGUGUCAUAAGGAACUUGUUCUAUGAUUAGAAAGAAUCAAUGGCAAUUUUUCUGAGCAGGUAGGGAAAAAGAAACAUGUUGGAAGAGAGAGCAUUGUCGCCAGAGACAACAGAGGAAGUGGAAAGAUUAGUGACCCUAGCCCAGGAGUCAGGUACCCUCCCCCGGGUCACUUUUAACACUCCAGAAAAGCUCGAGGAAGAACCAUGCCACAGAAAGUUGGCCAAAUUAACAACCAAAUAUAAUCGGAAAGAUCUUCAGAGAUGGAGAGAUCUGGAGGAGUGGAUUGAUACCCAGUUGCAGGAGCUAUAUCAGUACCAGUUGCAGGAGACAGAUGCAACAGCUGCCCCAGAGCCUGAAAUUGACAUUGAAGAUCUUCUUGAAGUCCCCAACGAGGAACAAAAAUCAAGACUACAGGAAAUUCUUCACACGUGUUCGCGACCUACAGAGGAUUUUGUUGCAGAACUGCUUGAUCGAUUGAGAGGUCUUAGGAAAAUUGCCAACCCUCAAAGGAAAUGACUCUUAAUGACAAAACCCAAGGGGAGAAUAUAUCAUCCUGCAAAAGAGAAUGAUCAGGAUAUGAAGUUGUACGCUUUGGCCAAUGUGGUGCAUAUUUUUAAUCUUUCAUCUUCAUCAUUACUUUGGAUUUCUAUCUACAGGCAAUGAUGUCUAUUUGAAGAGGAGAAGUCCAUAUGCUUCGUCCAGUCCUUGAACCUGCAGGGAAAAGGGUUGCAUGUAGCAAGACGGGGGAAGAACCCAUCUAGAAGCUAUGGAGAGCCACUGCCAGGCAGGGCAGAACACUGAGCUAGAGAGAUGAUGGUGAUGGUAGUCAAGGUAGACAAGAUGGCGAUAGCUCCUUGCUUUAAAAUAUGAGCCACAGUCCAUUGCAUAUGAAAUAGGGGAGGGUCAUGCAGUGGAGGGGAAGGUGGCAUAGGGAUUCUGAAUCCUUCUGUCACUCAUGCAACCCAGCCCCCAGUUCUGUUCCCUCCCUUCUCUUUUGCCUCAUCUCAGAUAUCAGAAGUAAGCUUCUCUGUAGGGAAACAGGUAGAAGGAAAGGGGAAGCUGUGGCAGGGGUGAUGGAAAAUGCAGGUGAAUCAAGGGUUCAACAUGCUCUUCCUCUUCUUGACUUUAAAACACACUUCUCAUUUUAUACAUGUUUAGCAUGAUUUGCGUGCUAACAUUUAUUAUACCCAUAGUUUCAACUUUUAUGACAUACCUUGGGUCUCUUAUGGAAAAGGGCAAGAUAAAAAGGACCAUGAGUCAAUGGUGGAGCAUCUGACUUGGCGUGCAGAAGGUCUGAGAUUCAACCCCCAGCAUCUCCAAUGGAAAGAACCAGACAGUAGGUGAUAAGAAAGACCCCAUCCUGGAGAGCCACAUUCAACAUGAAUGGACAGUAUUGACCUGGAUGGAUUAGGGUCUGAUUCACCAUACGACAGCGCCAUGUGUUUGAAAACAUUUUUAAAAAUACAAAUGUAUGUUUCUUGACGAAGCCACUAUAUCAUUAUUUAUUUACCUUUAUAAAGAAUUAGCGUCAUGACUUGACAGAGAACCCCUUUGGGAAUCACCCUUCCUUCUUAGACCUCAUUAUUAAAAAGUGCAAAAGAGGGUGACCAAGAUGAUUAAGAGGUUGCAGCAUCUUCCCUGUGAGGAAAGGCUGGAGUUUCCAGGACUUUUCAGUUUAGAAAAAAAAAUGAGGGUAGACAUGACAUGCUUAUAAAGUUAUGCAUGAUAGAACUUUUCUUUUCCCCAAAUACUAAAACUUAUCAACCUUAUAGACAAAAAGAAAUAUUUCUUUACUCAAUUGAGUUUUUAAAAUGUGGAAUUCACUGCCAGUUGAUAUAGGGAUGGCCGCAGGCACAGAUGGCUUUAAAAAGAGGUUAGACCAUGGAAUAUAGGUCCAUUAACACCUACUAGCAAUUGUGACUAAAGGGAACCUCCAUAGACAAAGGCAGCAAAUCUCUAAAUACUAGUGUUUAGGAGGCAACUUCAGGGGAAAGUCUUGGCCUCUGUGCUCUGUUCGUUGGAUCUUCAUAGCGACUGCUUGACCACUGUCUGAUGCAGGUUGCUGGACUAAAUAGACUGCUGGUCUGAUCCAGCAGGGCUCUUCAUGUAUUGUUAUGAGAUAUGAAACUUUUAAUUCUCACACUUGCAGGUCUAAAUUUUAUUGUUCUUGCACUUGCCUUAUCCAGCAUGAACCUGGACUGCCUAUGGAUUACAAUAACACCGAAAAGGCUGUUUCUUACAUCUAAAAUAUCUCUAAUUUGUAAAAAGACAAGCAGACAGCAGUCUUCAAAUAUUUUUUCUAUCUGCUAGCCAUAUCAUGAUUGCUAUUUUAAUGUUAACACAAAUGAACUACUACAGCAGUCACUAAGUCUACUGAAGAAAGAACUUAUCAAAUUUGUAUUUUUUCAUAGAGCUAAGACCUCAUAAAAUGAGACAAGCCACAUAAGUAUGCUUUAAGUCACACUGGCAUUUCUCUGCAGAACAUGCUGUGAAAGUAACUUGUGUGCAUGUGUGUGAUAUAUAGAUAUAUAUACUCAUAGCUUUAGUGAUAAGAAUCUGUUUGUUAACUUUGCUCCCUUGAAUGUUUGUGAUAUGAUGGGCAAUAAAAUAAAAUGAAUGUCAAAGUUUGCCAUGCUUAUCAGUACUGUUUGUUCAAUAUAUUUUCCCAUCAUUUGACUGUCCAAUCACUACAUCACAGAAACUAAUGAAAUACACCAUGGAAAUGCUCUUCCACCAGUCAGUGAAACAAACUGAAACAGCCUGUCCAAUGUGCAUGAAAAAUUGUAUCCUACAUUGUUAAUAAAGUGUUAAAAUGAGGCCUGA
This is a messenger RNA of Sphaerodactylus townsendi, 2950 nucleotides long. RefSeq names its product protein phosphatase 1 regulatory inhibitor subunit 14D (gene PPP1R14D). The record is from RefSeq and is a predicted model, not a curated record. Gene Ontology annotation, molecular function: protein serine/threonine phosphatase inhibitor activity. The transcript is spliced from 5 exons. Lineage: Eukaryota; Metazoa; Chordata; Lepidosauria; Squamata; Sphaerodactylidae. The coding region runs from base 203 to 643 and encodes 146 amino acids. Gene Ontology annotation, biological process: regulation of phosphorylation. Gene Ontology annotation, cellular component: cytoplasm.